This is a messenger RNA of Apis cerana (Asiatic honeybee), 14363 nucleotides long. It is a transcript of the gene Shal, whose product is annotated as potassium voltage-gated channel protein Shal. Gene Ontology annotation, molecular function: protein binding; A-type (transient outward) potassium channel activity. Lineage: Eukaryota; Metazoa; Arthropoda; Insecta; Hymenoptera; Apidae. Gene Ontology annotation, biological process: protein homooligomerization; action potential; potassium ion transmembrane transport. Gene Ontology annotation, cellular component: membrane; voltage-gated potassium channel complex. The record is from RefSeq and is a predicted model, not a curated record.
GUUUACACAAAUCGCUUUUAUCUUUUUUUAUGCGAUGCAUAAUGUAUUUGAAAAAUAAUUGAAUAAUAGACGAAGGUCCGUGUUUUUAAUCGCGUAUUGUAUUUUGUGUAUCAGCUUUCGUCUGUAUUUAUAAAAGAGAAAGAGAAAGCACGAUGAAUUAAAAUUUCUCAAGGAUUUGACUUUUCACGCGGCCGGAUGAUGGAAAGAAUUAAACGGAGAUUAAGGGCAUUGGAAGGGGGCAAAGGGAAGAUAGCGCGGACUCAGGCCCACUUAAACGGACGUUACACCUUGCGCUGGAGGACAUGCACUUGCGUUUUGAGGUUGCACUCUUUCGCACGUUCAUUAGGGUCGUCAGUUUACCUGGCGGCGAAGCAACACACACAAGCGCGCGCGCGCUACAUACACACACUGGCCCACUCGUUACGUCUUGGCCCCAUCCGAAAUAGUUUCAGGAUAUUCACGACAAACGUUGGGUCUCUUCCUCUCUCCCUUCCUUUUCGACAGCCAACCCUUUUUAGCGAGAUCCACUUCUUUUUGAAUUUUAAAUUGAUAUCUUGUUUCCCAGUCGUUUUCCACCCGUACGAUUACGUCCCGUUAUUUGCGCUUUCUUGUUGAACUUGUUGUGACGCAAAUUUAUUAGUUACGAUUUACCUUGUUAGUUAAGCGUUUAUAUUUCAUUCACGGGGAAAGUUCGAAACAACAAAUAAUGCAAUAUAAAAUGAAUAGCGCGUAUGAGAGAAAAUAAGGUGGGUUUUGCCCGGGUAAUUUUAUACAUAAAUUAAGCAUCGCACGAUAUAGAACAACGACGAUGUCACGUUAAACACGACUUGUUGGAAUAAAUGAAAAUUCAAAGAGCGUUAUAAGAAUUGCCAGGCUAAUCGUCGCAAAUAUAUCCCGUGUAUUUACAUAUUCGGGUCAAGUUGGUUAUCAGCUGUCUAGGCGGUAUAAUAUACAUUCAGAAUAUCGCUACGAAUCAGAAAGGAAACGACGAUAGGAUACGAAUCUCGUUCAUUUUUCCACCCUGUCUGAAUUAAUGCAAUAACAAACGUAUAAUAAAUCAUACAAGAACUGGAAAUGCAUGGAUCAAACGAUGCGAGUAUAUUUUCUUUCGAUAAGAAAAAUCUGGAAGAAAAACUAGGAAUUUAGGAGAUAAAAACUUUGGUGUGAAACGGAAGAUUAGGAGUUGAGUAUGGCAAUAACAAGGUAUAACAGAAUAAAAAAGGAGGGUUUAAAAACAGCAGGGAAGGUGGAAAGAGGGAACUUUAGCAGAAAUUGAGAAAAGCAACGACAAACGGGAAAUGGGAGAUAUCAGGAAGAGAGCAAGAGGUUGAUAACGUGGAAUUCUGGACUCUUAAGGAGAACCGGAAGAGACGAAAGCACGAGGAUGAGCAUGAACGAGCAAGAGCUUGGAACAAGAAACGAUGGUUGUGGAAAAUAAAAUGUUAUUUAAGAAGAGAAGGGGUUAACGUGCAAUUAGUUGGGGCGCGAAGAUUUUAUGCACGUGGUGCAUUGGAGAAAAAUGGAGUGGAUUUAAAUGUAUAAAUAUAGACACGUAGCAUAGUACGAUUAUAUUAUGGUUUAAAUACACCGAUCAUAUACGUCGACCAUCACAAAAAUAAAGAAAUCCGAGAGAAAGAACUUGGACAAAACUUGAACGUGAUAGAAGACGAAUAAAAAAAAAAGACGAUAGGAAUAAUAAAGUUUUCGAAUUGGAGACAAAUUAAAAUCGAGGAAUGAUUAAAUCGAUAUAUAAAUCGCGCGAAUGAGUAUAGAGCCCCGGUGUAGCCCCAUAAACCUACAUUUAAAUUCAAUAGCAGGGGAGAAACGACAUAUAUUCCAGCGAGUGACGAGCACGCGAGGAGAGGCGAAGAAACGGAAACGGCGAUGGAAUCAAACGAAUGAACGGAUAACGAAGAGUUUGAGGAAAAAGAGAGGGGAUGGGAAAGACAGGUAAAGGGGAAAAUCGAGCGAAAGCGGGACCGAUAGACGAGGAAGGUGUGCUUGCAUCGAGGAAUGGAUGAAGCGAGACGGAGGAUGGGAAACGUUGAGGUAGAGCGGGAGGAGGGGGGUUGAAGAUGGCGUAAAGGUAGGGUGGAGGGAGGAAUGACGUCAUAGUUGAGGUUGCCCGGGCAACGGGGAAGCGGUUCGCGUCGGGACACCGUCGUGCGUCGCCACCGCCGCCGCGACGUAAAAAUCAAUUUGGACCUUGGCUAGGUGACCGUUCGCUCGGCGCUGCGUCGCGGCUGCUCCGGUGGCUCGAGGCUCGAGGCUCGAGAGCACCACGCUUCCCUUCCGGAGCUGCCGGUUACCUCGCCACCGAGCGAGCGAGGGAACGAACGAACGAACGAACGAGUGAGCGAGCUAGCUAGUUAGCUAGAUAGAUAGCUAGGCGACCGACCGACCAGUCGACCGACCGACCAACCGACCGACCGACCGACCGACCGACCGACCGCCUGACCGAUACCGCACCGCGAGCAGCAGCUCAGUCGCGAGUCGUCAACCGAGCGGGUACGCCAGACGGUAGAGAACGCGUCUGCCAGGCGAGCGUGUCCGCUGACGCGCAUCCUUCCAUUCGUCGCACGCGGCCGAUCAGCCGCACACACGACACACGCACACGCACACAUACACGUAUACAUAACACGCAUACACACACACAUAUUCUCUCUCUCCCUCUCUUUUCGAUACUUUUCGAUACGUUUUCCUACGCAACGAGGACAAUGAUCCACGAGGAGGAGGAGGAGGUUUCGUGCCACGCUGACGAGCAUCGGUGAAGUCGUCGGUUGCCAACGUUUUUUUCUCUUUUUCUCCGCUCGGAUCGUGCGAAAACGUGGUGGGCCGAUCGAGUUUUUGUGCGCAGAAGGACGCGAGAUGAAACGACGCGAGAGGACGACGCGUACCAUAACAAGGGAGUUGGAGAAACUCUGCUGCGUGGAACGCUUGUAAACACACGGAGGAGAGAGAGAGAGAAGGUUCUCGGGGCCGGAUUGUUCCGGUCGAACGAGGAGGAGGUCGCGGGAGCGCCGGCUUCCUGAUCUUCCUCCCUUCAUUCGUAAAUUGUUCCCCAGAGGUGAGGUCGAUCGGAGUGUAUCGCGGAGAGGAGGCGAAGAGGGAAAAAAGCGGAUCAAAGAUUCGGGGAGAAGCGAGCGGCUUGCGAAUUUUCUGAAGGAUUAGUGGGCUGUUGGACGAGUCGAGGAGAGGGACAGCUCGCCCGAGCUUUCCCGGUUUUUUUGGAUGGUGAUCGAGUCGAGUCAUGGGACAUGAGGUUCGUGAAAAGAUGGACGGAUUGAUCCGUCCGGUGGCGAACGGCGAGUAAAAUGACGGCUGGUCGAAUGUACGAACGUUAAAUCGAAAGGCUGUGCUCUCUGUACGGAGUUGUGGUGUCACGAGGAAGGAGUCCACGGUGUGACGCAUGCGACGUGCCGUCUAUCGCGAGAGCUGUGCGUCGUGGAAAACAUCUGCGCGACCGGUGAAGCUUUUAACUCGUGUGCCUCCCCGCUCCCUGACGUGUUACGUCGACGAACGGAAUCAGCGUGGUCCUUGCGUGCUGUGUGAUCCGCGACAGGCCUCGAGCGAGUAAAAAAAGCUUGCGCGUGCCAAGAACGAUACAGGCUGAAUCAGCAGCACGGCCACUCACUGCUCGUUGAACGUUUCGCGGACGAUGCUCGCGAGCCACGUCGAAGAGGAAACCGCGAAAACAUAUUUCGACCUCUCGUUCCCUGGACGUCGAAGCGUCCUCGUGUCGAACGUUCAUCGUUGAAAAAAAAUUUCUCCUCUUAAUCCUCUUAAUCUUGAAACCGCUACGAAAGCGAAACUCUCGUUCUUGGCGAGAAGAGAGAAACCGGAGGAAAGACGAAAGUAGCAGCAGCAGCAGCACCACCACCAGCUUCGUUCUCAAGAAAAAAGAAGAAAACAACGAUGAAUCGACGGUGAUUGAUCAACGAAGACUAGGAUACGACAAGGGCGAUUCAUCUUAGAAAAUUGGAUGGAUCACGCGCUUCUCGCGACAGAAGGUGUCGCGAAAAAAUAACCGUGAAUAAAUCGGAAUAUCAUCGAGAUUCGUCGACUCGCCGUGUGGUUCGAAACCAUGAAAAUGUUGCCGAGUACGUGGCCGUGUCUCGACACCCGGUAUUACGAGUGAAUGGAAGCGGAAAGGAUCGGUCUUUUUCCAUUAUAUUCCGCGUUCCUCGACGAUGUAGCAGGAUCGUAUCUCGACGUAUUCUCGAGGAUACUUUGGCGUAGUAGCCCGGAUACUUUCCGUAGUUGUUCGACCCGACACGAGCUGCGAGACUGGAUAGAAGAAGAAAGAAGAGGGGACCAAGAACAGGUGGAAGAUCUCGAAUCUCUCUUGAUCGUGGGAGGGAAGGUGGAAGAGAGACGAUACUACGAAAAACGGUAUCGAUGAUGGUGAAGGGCAAGUUGCCAGGAGGCGAUUGGUGCUCGCGACCCUGCGUUGCUGCUAGCAGGGGCUGUUGCUGUUGCUAAUAUCGCGAGUCAAGUAAAUGCAAUAAGUAAACAAUAAACAAAAGCGAAGGAAUGCCGUGGUUGAACGAUGACGGAGUUGGUGGCCGUGCACGAUCUUAGGAUCGCGGUGUCAUUGCCGACGACGUGGUGGUCGUCGUCGGCGUCGUGCUCGUCGUGGUCGACGCGUAGCUGGUGGGAACGCUGCCGGCGUUGCACGACCAGCUAAUAGAGACGGACAGAUCGUUCGAAUGGCGACAGGUCUCGGGCAAGAGCGGAGAGCGCUUCGAGAUUGUCGAGGACAUUUAUAACGAUCGAACGAUCCGUGGAACGAAAUCAGCACCGUCGAAAUCUGUUCCGCUCGGGAACGAGCCGGCACACUUUUUUCCUCCGGGGGAUUCCUCCAGGAGUUCGCUCGAGUUUUAGCCGGAUUACUCGCGAUUCAGAGGCGUCGAGCUAAACGCGGAGCUCGCGUGGGAGACGCCGGAGAGCAGGAUCAAGAACAAAAGAAGAGGAGGGAGACGCGUGAAUGCGAUCGAGGUGUGUGCAAAGCGCAAAGGCGAAACCACCGAAAGGAGGAUCACGACGUCGAUACGAGAGUGAUCGGAGAACGUGACCUCGUAUGUUGGUCGAGGAGGGUAGGGAAAGGGAAAGCGUCGCGCGAACGCGACAAAAUUAAUUAGAGAUUAAUCGUUGGAUCGGAACGAGGAUGAUAGGUGAACUGGGAGGCUGAAGAAGGAAAGACAUUGAGGGAGGAUACGGGGAGGAGAAGUAGUAAUCGAAGUGAAGUAAUAAUAAUAAUAAUAAUAUUAAUAAUAUUAAUAAUAAUAAUAACAACAACAAUAAUAAUAACAGUAAUAAUAAUAAAUAACAGUAAUAAUAAUAACAAUAAUAAUAAUAAAAGAGAAGAGAGGAGGGGCGAAAGGAGAGAGGAAAGGUGGAAAAACUUAGGAAAGGAAGAAAGCUAUUCCACCUUCGAGCAUGGCCUCGGUGGCAGCAUGGCUGCCGUUCGCUCGUGCGGCGGCGAUUGGUUGGGUGCCGAUCGCUACACAUCCACUGCCACCGCCGCCGAUCCCCAAGGAUCGUCGCAAGGCCGACGACGAGAAAUUAUUGAUAAACGUGAGCGGCCGUCGCUUCGAGACAUGGCGGAACACCCUCGAGAAGUAUCCGGACACUCUUCUCGGUUCGAACGAGCGCGAGUUCUUUUACGACGAGGAGAGCAAAGAGUACUUCUUCGACCGUGAUCCAGACAUAUUCCGCCACAUAUUGAACUAUUAUAGAACCGGCAAGCUUCAUUAUCCGAAGCACGAAUGCCUGACGAGCUACGACGAGGAGUUGGCGUUCUUUGGUAUACUGCCGGACGUGAUAGGCGAUUGCUGUUACGAGGAUUAUCGGGACCGGAAACGCGAGAACGCGGAGCGUUUGAUGGACGACAAGCUGAGCGAGAACGGGGAUCAAACCCUUCAGCAGUUGCCGGACAUCAGGCAAAAGAUGUGGAGGGCAUUCCAGAAUCCACACAUCUCGACGGCGGCUUUGGUAUUUUAUUAUGUAACAGGAUUCUUCAUCGCCGUGAGCGUGCUGGCGAACGUGGUCGAGACCGUGCCGUGCGGUAAUCGUCCGGGACGCGCCGGUACGCUUUCAUGCGGCGAGCGUUACAAGAUCGUGUUCUUCUGCCUGGACACCGCGUGCGUCAUGAUAUUCACCGCGGAAUAUCUGUUGAGGCUGUUCGCGGCCCCGAGCCGGUGUAAGUUCGCGCGAUCCGUCAUGUCCAUCAUAGACGUGGUCGCAAUCCUCCCGUACUACAUCGGCCUCGGUAUCACCGACAACGACGACGUAUCCGGUGCUUUCGUUACGUUGCGCGUCUUCCGUGUGUUCCGGAUCUUCAAGUUCUCGAGGCACUCGCAGGGGCUCAGGAUCCUCGGUUACACGUUGAAAUCGUGCGCCUCGGAGCUCGGCUUCCUCGUCUUCUCCCUCGCCAUGGCGAUCAUCAUAUUCGCAACCGUCAUGUUCUACGCGGAGAAGAACGUCGAUGGAACGAACUUCACCUCGAUACCUGCCGCGUUCUGGUACACGAUCGUCACGAUGACCACAUUAGGGUACGGUGACAUGGUUCCGAAAACGAUCGCGGGAAAAAUCGUGGGGGGUGUAUGCUCUCUCAGCGGUGUCCUUGUGAUCGCUUUACCGGUGCCUGUUAUCGUCAGUAAUUUCAGCCGAAUAUAUCACCAGAAUCAGCGGGCUGAUAAGCGAAAGGCGCAGAGGAAAGCAAGAUUGGCACGGAUCAGGAUCGCGAAAGCGUCGAGCGGGGCGGCCUUCGUGAGCAAAAAGAAGGCGGCCGAGGCACGUUUGGCCGCGCAGGAGAGCGGCCUUCAGCUGGACGACAAUUACAAGGAGGAGGAUAUCUUCGAGCUGCAGCAUCAUCAUCUACUUCGUUGUUUGGAGAAGACCACGGAUCGCGAGUUCGUGGAGAUGGAGGUGCCCUACAACGGUGCCCCGAAGAGGCCGGGCUCGCCCUCGCCCCUCACCUCUCCCGCGCACAGCACUGCCUCGAGGGGCGGCCUGCUGCACGCCUGCUGCGGCCGCUGCUACCCCCAACGUUACCAGUAGGAAAAGAGAGAGACGGAUCGAUGGCGCCCCGAGUGGCAAGCGCCACGAUCUACGAUGAAAGAGAGAGAGAGAUAGAGAGAGAAAGAGAGGGAAAGGGAGAGAAAUUCCACGGAACUCGGAGGGAGAUUAGAUAGAAAAGAGAAAUUAAAAAAAAAAAAAAGAAAAAAGAAAGAAAUAUCGUUGGACGAAGCGAGGAGGAAUAUUAAAAGGAUCGACGACGAUCCACGACGUCCUCGACGAGGGGGACGGAAGCCGCUCGUUCUCGAAGAGGAUGGAUUCCGCGCGGCUCGAAGGUGGAUGGAAGACGUGAACCGGAAGAAGAGGAAGCUCCAGCCUCCAUCGAACCCGGAAUUCUUCGCAUUUUCGAGGACGAAGAUUCGCGAAUGCACGCACACGCGUCUGCACACCUUCCUCUUUCACUUCUUUCCACUCUCGAUGGAUCGACGAAUUUUAAACCCCGCCUUUUAGAAAGACGCGCGCCAGCUGAAGCUGCUUCUUUCUGCUCGAAGAAUACGAUCGAAAAGGAAAAGAAGGCGAAACGAAGGUGAAGAAGAAGAAGAAGAAGAGGAGGAGGAGGAGAAUAAAAAUCGAAUCGGUGGAUAAAAUCGGCGGAAACUCGAUUCGUCGAUGCGUGAUCGAUUUUUAUCUCCGCGCGGAAUGCUUUUUCAAUCCCCGGCGGCGGAAAAUGACGCGAUGAUUUCCGGCGCAACUGGCGCGCGUUUCCACGGCCCUCGUCAUUUCCGGGAGCCGGCGCGUCGAUCAACCCGCCCGGAAAACGAGCGUAGUCGCGACUAAUAUAUAUAUAUAUAUAUAAUCGAUCGAUCGAGUUUCGACGCACCAUUCCCCUCCAACCUUUUGGCCCUUUCUUGCUACGUUUCCAAGAGGAGCGCAGUUCUCGAUCAUUGCCUCUUAACGGCGAAGGGCGAGCGGAAUGGAGGGGAACGAAUAUCGUAUUUUCACGAAGAAAUACGUACGUAUGUGGUAUAUGGUCACUCUUUCUAGACGAGACUCGCGUCCCUGAUCCUAGUUCGUAAGGAUAUUCGAUUUUUAAAGAAAAAGAAAAAAAAAAAAAAAAAAAAAAAGAAAAGAAGCGCGAGAAAUUCGAUCGAUCCACGAAACGACGCAGUUUCUUGUAUUAUACGAGUCUCUUAAACUCGUUAGGUUUAAUUUAGCGGACGAUACGCUCAAGUGUACACGAGUACAUGGCAUAAAGGGUUGAUUGAUUCGAUAGUGAGGAGAAGAGGGGAAAAUAAAAGGAUUAUCGUGGCCUUUGCGAUCGUAAAAAUAAUCGUGGAAACGAUGAGAAGGGAGGAAUAUGUUUCGAAGUAUCCUCGAUAGAAGUCGAUUGGUCGGACGGUUUGUCCGAUGGAGGAUAAAAUAAUGAUCGGCGAGGAAGGAGAGGAACGUAGUCAGAGGCCGCGUACUCUUGAUACUCUUAAAAUAAAGUAAGAUGAUGCCCUCGUUCUUUCAAAAAAAAAAAAAAACUUUCUCGAUGAGUCCAUUUUUCGUUCUUCUUUUUUUUUCCUCCCCUAGCCCUAGUAACCCUUUGUCGAUCGAAUAGCCAAUCCGAAUUUCCAACGGAUCGAUCGUGGCCUUCUUUUCUCCUAUUCGCUUCGCCGAGAAUUGGAGAUGGAUAUCGGGUGCGAAAGAGCCAUUUCUUUUUUUUAAAUUCUAUUGGAGCUUCGGUUUGAUUGAAAGGAAGGAGGAAACUCGAGGGGAGGGGUCGUGGAGCAAGGAUCGAGGAGUUCCACGAUCGAUUCGCGCGCGGCUCGACGAGGGAUGAAACGGCGGUAGAAUUUCGAAGGAAACUUCUCUCUCGGGUGACGAUAGGCUACGGAGGAUUAGGUGUUUUAAUUUGAACGACGCUGUAAAUAUAAUUCGUGAAAGGGGAGAAAGAAAGCGGAGUCUCGUGUUGUCCUGUAAUUAACUUUGUAAUUUAAUUGUAAACGAUCUAAUAUAGAGCGAAGACGAACGAAGAAAAAAAAAAUAAGUAAAAUGGAAAAAAGAAAACAAAAAGCAGAGGAAACAAAAGAGACAGAGAGGAUAUAUAUAUAUUAUAUUAUAAAUACAAAUUAAAAAAAAAGGAAUAUAUUAUAUAUAUAUAUAUAUAUAUAUAUACAUACAUAAAAAUACAGAUAUAUUCUCUACAGAUAAACGUACACACACGGAUACAUACACGCACACAUGAACGUAAGUAAGUAAGUCGAAAUGAGAAGGACAGGUGGAUAUACUUGAUUAAUACUUGUACACAUAUACUCAAACAAACACGAAGCACCCUCGCGUCGCGCAAUAAAACAAAUUCUAAAUCGACUUUCAAACUAGAAUGCGUGCCUGAGUGCGUGGGAGACCAACCCUCGUGAGCCACCGAGCCACCCUUCUCCUAAAAGAAACUUUAAUUCGGAUUUAAAAUUUUAGCUAAUUUUAGACAAAGGGAAGGGGAUAUAUAUACUCGGUGCUCGGGUCGCUGAAAAUAAAAUUCUUUAAUCGGUGGUUGCUCGAUCGUUUUAGCUUCAAUUUAUAGAUAUAAAACGAAUUCACCGGUUGAAAAUAGAAGAAGCGUUCGGAAAUUUCGAUUUCUUCUCUCCUGAAAUAGAGAAGAAGAAAAAAGAGAAAAAAGAAAAAAGAAAAAGUUCGUUUCGAUAGCGUUCGUUGUUAAAAAUAUAAUAAAAGGAAGAUUUCGAUAUAAACUUUUUAAAGAAAUUUCAAUGACGCGAUUCUUUUUAAAUACCUUUGAAUAAAAAGAGGACGGUUCAAUUUAUUUUUAAAAAAAUAAUUUUUUCCUUCCUUCAAUUUGAAGGUUGAUCGAUACACUUCGCUUUUUUUUUUUUUUUUCCUUCCCUAAGAAAUCAAUGGGAACGGAAUGUUUUUCUCUCCUCUUUUUCUCGAUGACCGGACCGGUCGAUCGCGUUAAAUAAAUAAAAAUGCGGUGUCGUCGAAGUGGCGAAAAAAAGGGGAAAAGGAAAAAAAUUACGCGACGUUGGAAGGUUAUUAAUACAGAAUGCUGUGCCAUCGGAGAAGGCGCGGCUCGGUGGCUUACGGGUAGAAAAAAAGACGUAAACGUGAAUCUAAGUAAAUAAAAAAAAAAAAAGAAAAAAAAGAAAAAAAAAGAAGAAAAAAAAAGGAAGAUUAUUAUAUUAUAUGAUCGUAGAGAUAAUCGAGAAUAAUGUGUCAGGUUCUUUGUCGUCCAAAGAGUUGCAGUUGUAUCGGCGAGUUCGCGUAUUAAAAGCGAGUGAAAAUUUAUUAUGAACUAUAGAGGAAGGGGAGGGAGGGGGAAGAGGAGGAGGAGGAGGAGAAGGAAGAAGGGAGAAAGAGAAUAAAAAAGGAAAAUAGGAUUAAAGAUACGAUGAAAUCGAACGUAACAAAACGAUGGCGGUUCAUGCUUAAUCCGAAUUUAUGGAUGAUACCUCUCUCUCUUUCUCUCUCUCGCUCUCUCUCCUUCUCUCUCUCUCUCCCUCUCUCUCCCCCCUCUCUACCUCCCAAUUAUAAAGACCCUUGUUACGUUAUCGUACGUUUUUUUUCUUUUUAUUCCUUCCUUAUCUCGGAAAAAUUCUGAUAAAUUGAAAAGAAAAGCAAAAGAAAGGAGAAAAGAGAAAACAAGACAAGAGAAAACAAGACGUUUAACGAAACGUUCUCGAGUUCCCAUUUUGCGUUUCUUGUUGAGAAAAAUGGCUGUUCGGGUUAAGCAUCGACGCCAUAUUGCCUUUACGAGCACUGGAAUUGCUCUGAAAGCCGAAUAAAAAAAAAAAAGGAAAGAAAAGAAAAGAAAGAAAAGAAGGGAUAAAAAAAGAGGGAAGAAAAAGGAGACAAAAGCGUGGAAGGAUAAAAGCGAGCGAGUAUAAAUCGAUGGAAACUUAGUAGCGGCGUGAGUUACUUGGAGAUUAAUUUACCAGAAACUGAUUAAUCUCUGGCCGAGUUGGCGAGUUGUUGUCACGCCUCCGUUUCCGGUUCGCGACAGGAUUCUAGAGGAGGAUUGCGACGCGAAUAAUUUUUCUGCUCGAUCUUCGAUUUCGAUUUACGGAUCGUCGGGAGUCACCGGUUCGUCGAUUCCCUCCUCGUAGAUUUCCGGCCGCGUUGAACCGGAAAUCGCGUCGGUGCAGAACGAUUCACCGAGUUAAUCGAUCGGUUCUCGAGGCCUGAUAUAGCGAACAAAUUUUCGAGGAAUAAAGGAAAAAGAUGAGACCGGUGACUCUCGAAAUGUGAGUGUGUGUAUGCAUGUAUUUGUAUGUGCGUGCGUGCGUGCGUGCGUGUGUGCGUGUGCACCGAGGAGAAACUCUUUGACACUCUUUGCUCUCGUUAAAGAAACGACGAUAUUCCAAGGUCUUUAGUUGGAAAUAAUAAAAAAAGAAAAAAAACGGGAGAAGAGAGAAAAAGAGAUUUCGUAUCUCGCGAAUAUUUCUUUUUCUUUUUCCUUUUUUUUUCUUUAUUCCUUCUUUUCCCCCCUCAUUUUUCUUUUUGGUGCACGAGAAAUACGAGAAGAUCGAGGGAACACGCGAGAUCGAGAAGAAGCGAGGAUUAUGAAUAACGAGUCUUUCAAUUCACUACCGUACUGCCAAUUUUUCCGAUGCGACGCGUAAAUAACUUUAAUAAAAGAGUUUAAGGCGAGGCGAACAGCCGCGACGAGCGAUACGAUUCGCGUCCAAACACGCUCGUCCGACCUUCGUUCGUUUUCUUUCGUCGCUCCGAAGUCCUGACGGAGGACUGUUCCGCGUUGUAUCAUCAGGAGGGAUGAUGUGCCACGGAGGGUUCCACUUUUCGUUCGGUGAAACGAAGAAUUUUCUAUUGUUAUCAUCAUUUUUUUUCCCCCCCUUAUUAUUUUCUUUUUUCCAACAAUCGAGGAUUUUGCAGCGAGAGAGAAAAAAUUUUUGACUGAUCAUUAUUAUUGACGUACGAUAUUUUCCUGUUUCCUAAAAGAAAUUUAUAUCGCCUCGUGUAAAAUAACGGAACGAUUUAUACGUUGGGGGUAAAAGAGAACCUGGAUCUGUUCUCUUGCAGGAAACAUUUCUAAUAAUAAUAAUAAUAAUAAUAAAUGAGUAGAAUUAUGUAUUUUAUUGUUGAUAGAGAUAAUUUUUGUGAUACUUUGGAGGGAAAAUUACAAUAACGAUUUAUUAGCCAUUGGUAUGGAGAAGAGAAGAAACGUUUCCAAUUGAUAUUUUAUCUAAUAUAUCGAAGCGAAUAAUAAUUCCACAACUGUCUAUAAAUGAAUCCGUUCCCCCAAUUUUUCACUGCAAAGAUCCUCGAUUCAUCCGCAUUUGAUAAAUUGCCGGAAUAAAAUGUCCGAAAAAUUGGGAUGGGGAUCGAUUAUUCUAUUCAAAUGGAACAAGGAAUGGGAAAGAGCUGCUUUCACUUCGCAUAAUCGUUGGAAAAACCAACCACGAUUUCCCUCCUUUGCCCCCUUCAACGGGUCAAUGGAAGGAGAGAAAGGUAGUCAAUGAACCAGUCACGGCGCGAGCUGAAAUUUUCGAUCGAACGAACCGUUUCCGCUUUGUUUGUUUCGCGCCGAAAAGCGUCACCCUCCGCGUCGCCCGAUCCCUCGUCCGACCCUCUUGCUUUUUGCAUCGUGAACGGGGAGAGGGGAGGGGGAGAGAAAAAAAAGCGAUCCUUUUGUAAUCAGGACACCGUCCACAGGACCUGCGAGCGUAGCAGGAUCGACCAUUGUUCUUGGCACGCUCGAUUCGUGAUUGCGAUUCGACACCGGGAGAUCGAGCUUGCGUUCGAGAUUCUACAGGCCGCCAAUUAACCGCCAUCUUGUCUUUUCUUCCGCGAAAUUUCCGCGGUGGAUCCUCCGCGAUGAUGGAAGCGUUGAGAAACCGGAAAUGAUGGAAAAUGCGAAUUGGUGAACGUGAGCCGAGUUGAGAAUCGAAGAAUCGAUCUCUUGCCUUAAAAACGAUAAUACAUAAUACCGGGAUGUAAUAAUGGAUUAUUGAUGCGAAGAGAAAGAAAUUGUUUAUAAAGAAAGUUGCUUAUCGAGUAAAUUUUAUUGCUGAUAGAUAUUUUAUCUCGCAGAAUUAUCAGUGAUUUAUUUAAUUUAUCUUUUUAUCAUUUUUUAUUCUCGACUCGAAUUAAUAAAUUUGGGACAGUGUUUCAACAGUGUGAUAUGUUCUUUCGAGUUGUUGCUUCUGAUUUUUCGUCUCGAUACCUUCAUAAUUAAUAAAUAAUCCUAUAGAUUUCUUGAUGUAUCGUAAGUGUAUAUUCGCGAUUUUAAACUAUUCUAAACGCACACGUUUCUAGCCACGUGUGCCUCGAACGAACAAGCCAGCAGAUACCUGUAGUUUCUCAACGCUCGUGUAAGUCAGAAUCAAUCGCGUCUCCCGGUCGGUAACUAGACAGUUAUGUAAUCAAGCGACGAUUAUGUAAUCGAGCCACGAGAUAGAGGCGAGAUCAGACUUGUGGCGAUUCGAGGAUCGUCCAUAACGCGGGGAGCACGUAGUUCGUCGACCAUAUUCCCUCGUUAUUUAUGUAUAUUUUUCUUAAGAACGAUCGAAAAGGAGAUCGCUUCUCUUUUGAACCUUUCUUUUUUUUAAUCUCGUACGAAUUUUAAACAAUCGUUGAAUCUUUGAAACGAUGGAAUUUUUGAAUUUUCGCGCGCAACGGGCGUUGGUCGAAUCGCGACGAGAACAAAAAUGGCGGCAAGUUCGAAAGGAAAGCGAUCGCCUUGGCUGUAGCCCCGUGUAAAGAGAUAUCAAAGAAAGAAAAAAAGGGGGAAAUAAAUAAGAAUUACAAGGAUGAAACUCGAAAAGGGAGAAGAAGAAAUGUACGUAACUAUAUUGCGCGUAUGUCUAGUUUCCGAUGCAUUUUAGUUUGAUAAGCGAGGAAAAUUGUCUCUCCGGUCAGAGGCUCGGGGUUACGCACCGUGUUAUCGAUCAUACUUGGCAAUAACGAUAUUUUUAAUCGUACAACUGUAAAAAAAAAGAGAGAGAGAAGCAAAGGAGUGAAGAGAACGGAGAGAAAGAGAUGAUUAAAAAAAACAAAGGAGAGAAAAAAUCUAUAUAUAUAUAUAAAUAAAUAAAUAAAUAAAUAAAUGAAUAAAUAAAUAAAUAUACGUACGUAAUAAGUGGACGGAGAGGUGUAUGAAAGAAAAUUUGAGAAGGUAGAAAGGUUGGAAAGAAGAAUUAUCGACAGCGGUCAAGCGCCAGCACGUUGUAACAAGUACACCCGAUAGUUGUAACUAGAAAAGGGGUGAAGAUGUUUUAGCCGAUGGUGUUGUCCGUCUUCGGUAGCUUCCACGCCUUACUCUCAAAAGUGACGAAAAAAAAGAAGAAAAAAAAAAAAGAGAAAAAAAUAAAUUAAAAUUCAUUAUUUAA